AUGAAUCAAAGGAAGUAUGCUUUAGGACUUGUGUCUGAGUUGGGAUUAGCAGGUUGUAAGCCUUCUUCUACACCCUUGGAGUUCAAUCACAAGCUAACUUCCACUGUGUUUGAUGAAUUCAUUGGAAAAAAUGCUAAUGCAGAAGACUUACUUCUUGAUGACUUUGGAAAAUAUCAAAGGCUGAUAGGGAAGUUAUUAUACUUAACUAUGACUAGGCCUGAUAUAGCCUUUAUAGUACAGGUACUCAGCCAAUAUAUGCACUCACCAAAAUCAUCUCAUAUGGAAGCAGCACUCAGAGUGGUUAGAUAUAUAAAAGGAACUGCAGGUCUUGGAUUGUUUAUGUCAAGUAACAAAGACAAUGAAAUGGUAGCCUAUUGUGACUCAAACUGGGGGGCUUGUGUAGAAACAAGAAGAUCAGUUACUGGCUAUAUGAUUAAACUAGGAGGAGCACUGGUAUCUUGGAAGUCAAAGAAAUAA
Molecule: messenger RNA, 477 nt
Organism: Solanum lycopersicum (tomato)
Lineage: Eukaryota; Viridiplantae; Streptophyta; Magnoliopsida; Solanales; Solanaceae
Source: RefSeq, a predicted model, not a curated record